GCAGCAAGUGGCUGAUGCGACGAAUGAUGAAUGUUCUGCUGAAGAAGUAAAAAGAAAAUGGAAAAACUUGAGGGAUCGCUAUAUGAAAAUCAUCUCCCUUGAGAAAUUGCCAAGUGGAUCAGCCAGUAAGCCAUCUUGUAGGAAGUGGCAGCAUUAUGACUCGAUGUCUUUCUUACGGGAUACCUAUUUGGAAAAAGAGACAGUUUCAAAUAUUACAAGUCUUGAUGAAGAUCCCGAUGAUGUAGAAAUCCAAGUGGAUGGAGAAGUAAAUUCCAAUGCAGUUGAUGCAUCGAGAGAAGUAAAAAAAAAACGAAAAAGUUGCGAACAAGAUGUGAUGAAGCAGAUAGCGGAAGCCUUGCAGAUUCCACGACCAGCAUUGCCAUUGCCAACUCCUCCUGUUCUUGAUGAAGUUGAUAACUUCACUUCGAUGAUCGCCAGCCAGCUACGAGAUUUCUCGCAAAUCCGCAGACGCGAAAUAAUGUUAAAAAUUCACCAUCUUUUACAUACAGAGUUAUUGCGUGAUGACA
Molecule: messenger RNA, 527 nt
Organism: Linepithema humile (Argentine ant)
Lineage: Eukaryota; Metazoa; Arthropoda; Insecta; Hymenoptera; Formicidae
Source: RefSeq, a predicted model, not a curated record